AAAAUCACUCCACUCACCGUUCUCUAGCCAUUUUCAUUCGCCUCUUCAAUUUCUCUCGAAAAAAAGUAUCUUUCGAAGAAGAAGAUGAGUUCUGGCGCCGGAAGUGGAACAACCAAAGGAGGCAGAGGAAAGCCGAAAGCUACAAAGUCCGUCUCUAGAUCGAGCAAAGCUGGUCUUCAGUUUCCCGUUGGAAGAAUCGCCCGAUUCCUUAAAGCCGGAAAGUACGCCGAGCGUGUCGGUGCCGGAGCUCCGGUUUAUCUCUCCGCCGUUCUUGAGUACCUCGCCGCGGAGGUAUUGGAGCUUGCUGGAAAUGCAGCAAGAGAUAACAAGAAGACACGUAUCGUGCCAAGACACAUUCAACUUGCAGUGCGGAACGAUGAAGAGCUGAGUAAGCUUCUUGGAAGUGUGACAAUCGCUAAUGGAGGAGUUUUGCCAAACAUUCAUCAGACACUUCUCCCAUCAAAGGUUGGGAAGAACAAAGGCGAUAUCGGAUCUGCUUCUCAGGAGUUUUGAUUCUUCAUGUAUUACUAUCUUGUUCAAUUUUAGCCUGUAAAAUAGACUGGGUUUUGUUCCAAGAAGAUUUUUGGGAUCUCAUGUGGUUUGAAGUCUAUGUUUGCAAAUCUAGUAA
Molecule: messenger RNA, 628 nt
Organism: Eutrema salsugineum
Lineage: Eukaryota; Viridiplantae; Streptophyta; Magnoliopsida; Brassicales; Brassicaceae
Product: probable histone H2AXb
Exons: 2
Coding region: 85-513 (142 amino acids)
Cellular component (GO): nucleosome
Molecular function (GO): structural constituent of chromatin; DNA binding; protein heterodimerization activity
Source: RefSeq, a predicted model, not a curated record